CGUGACCGACGCGAACAUGCCGCCAUAUUGAACGAGAUUAUUUGGUGAAACUGAGAGUUUGUGCGGGAGCUAGUUUAGCUGAAAACUCCAAUUUUCCACCGCUCUGCACCAUAUUCAAUAGUUCAAAAUUCAGCUCGAGUGUGUCGUGAACGAAAUUAAAGUGUUUUCCAUUGGAAUAGUGUGGAAGUAGGACAAAAAGAUGUCAGAAGUUCAGCCAGUCAGUCCGAAGGUGGAGGAGAAUGACAAGACACCGCCCAAGAGGACACCCAGCAAGCGAAAGACCACAUUGGAGCGGGCUCAGGCCGAAAGUGAGCAGUUGCUGAAGACAAUGGGUGGAAAUAUUGAAUUGGAAGGUGGACGCCGAACACGCUCCAGUUCCAAAGGUACAACACCAUCCACAAAGGAUGCUGCUACACCACCACCGGCCAAGAAGGCCCGUAACACUCCAGCGACUCCCACAAGUGGACGACGUGGGCGUCCCAAGAAGCUGGAGAAUCAUGAGGAAGUAGCUGAGGAGAAAAAUGAUGAUGAAGUAAAGCCAGAGGAAAAUAAUACUGAGAAGACCACGGAUACGGAGGCAGAAACUCCCGCCAAAGCGGAUGACAAAGUAGAAGAGAAGCCACAGGAAGAAAAGAAGGAAGAAGAGAAGGCCAAUGAUGCAGCUGAAGAAGUGAAAGAGCCUGAGGAGAAGAAGGAGACAGAACAGAUGAGUAACAACAAAAGCCCGGAAAAGAUGGAAGUUGAUGCUGUUGUGGUGGAGAAAAAGGAAGAGACGAGUGCAAAUACGGAGUCAGACACACAAAAAACUGAAUCAGCACCUGUAGCUGUUGUCGAGGAGAAGAAAGUUGAAGAGACACCGUGUGAGACAACGAAGGAGGAGGUCAAGGUAGAUACGCCACAGUUAAAGACACCCGAAGAUGCACAGAAUGCUUCGCCAGAGAAGAAAGAUCAAUCUGCUCUUGAAUCUUGUGAACCGAAAAUAUCUCCAAAACCCACUGAGGAAGUUGCAGCUCCAUAAAUGCAGCCAUGUCCCUCAAAACCAGACCCACACAAACACAUCCACAACUGAGAAAAUGUAAGGCAGAUUUUCUUUAUCAUCUUUUGUGUGAAAUUUCAAUAUUACUUUUCUCUACUCUCUUUUUUAUUUUUUUUCCAAAAUUUCUGUUUUUUUUUAGUUUUCCUCAAUUGUAUUUUUUUUGUUACUAGAGACGCCCCGAAAAUGAAAAUUGAUAUACUAAAUUUAACUUGGGAAGUGUCAACACGGAAAUAUUUUAUAAAUCUUAGUUUUUGACAGAUGAAAAAAAGAACUAAAGAAAAAAAAAACAAAUUGAAUUAUAGUUAAAGGCAAUGUAGUAUUUUUGACAAAAAAAAAGAGAUGUGGCAAAGAUUUAAGAAAAAAAAUGGAUAAAAUUUUAAAAAAGAAAACUCAUAAGGAGAACUUUGUAUAUUAGCAUGAAAUACAUUAAUGUAAAUAAUUAAAAAAAAAAGAGGAGAGAAAAAAUAUUAAUGUACGUUAUUAAUAUGCAAGGAGAAAAAAUUUUUUUUCUAUUAAGAAGUAGUUCAUAAUUUACACUUGUUACUACACAGUUUAAAUUAAUACACUAUUUGUCAUAUAAGGUAUAAAUUUUCCCCAAAAAAAAAAAACCUUUGAAAUUCAGCCGAGUGUGAGAAAAAGAGCAAAAAUGAAAGAAAGGGGGCAAAAGUGGCCCAAAUAAUGUACAAAAGAAUCAGGUGUUAUUGCCAUACAAAUUUUCCUCGUCUUUAAUUUUGUAAUAAUUUUUUUUUUGUGUAUUCAAUGUUCUUUUAUUUUUUUUUCUAUGAAAUAAUUUGGUAAAUUAAUGAUUUUCGAUCAAGUGAGAAAAAUUGCUCGAAAUUAUUAUUCGUCUCUUUUGAAUUGUCGCGAGAAAGUGCAGAGAAAUUAAAUGUAUUUCAUCUGAUAAAACGUAAAAAUAUGUUAAUUUGAUCAAAUUUGUCCCUCUUUGCUGUUAAUAAAAUUUAUGAGAUA
This is a messenger RNA of Phlebotomus papatasi, 2005 nucleotides long. RefSeq names its product translation initiation factor IF-2. NCBI's taxonomy places the organism in Eukaryota, Metazoa, Arthropoda, Insecta, Diptera, Psychodidae. The record is from RefSeq and is a predicted model, not a curated record. The coding region runs from base 200 to 1018 and encodes 272 amino acids. The transcript is spliced from 4 exons.